Molecule: messenger RNA, 657 nt
Organism: Lasiosphaeria miniovina
Lineage: Eukaryota; Fungi; Ascomycota; Sordariomycetes; Sordariales; Lasiosphaeriaceae
Exons: 1
Coding region: 1-657 (218 amino acids)
Source: RefSeq, a predicted model, not a curated record
AUGCCUUUCAUCUUACACUCCGUCCUUCUAGCUGCCGUCGCUUCGGCGUCGGUAGCCGUAGCCGAGGUCUUCAAGGUCACUCCCCACGAGCAAUACUCGUCUUCGAUCGGCGUGCUGGGGUGCAAGAUCGACACGAACCGCGUGGCGUACUUCCCCACCGCUGUUGGCUGCAAUAACAUAUGCAUCAAGGUGUCGAGGGAGGGCCGCUCCCUGAACCUCCUGCGCAUCGACCAGUCCCAGGGCGCGCACGACAUCUCGUACGACGCCUGGAACUUCCUGAUGACGGGGUCCAGCGCCAAGGACAAGCCAACCACGGGCGGCGGCGAGGACAUGACAGUCGAUGAGGUGGCGCCCGAGCAGUGCGCAAGCCUGAUCAAGACGCCCGGCAACAAGCUGCCGCUGUCGGCGUCCAACAGCAUGAACUACCUCACCAGCUGCCUCGCCCAGGCCUCCAGCUUCGUCGCCAAGAACCACGUGCUCAUCAACAUCCAGGAUCCCCAAUGCCACUUCGGCCAUGACGAGGUGUGCGAACUCCCGCCCCCAGAAGUCAGCAACCAGGCCAAGUGCCCCAGCGUGCUAGGCACAGCAAACGGGAGGCUCCCGGACACUGUCUUCAAUAUCCAGGUCGGAACCGGCAAAUCGGUUGCCGCCGCUUGA